GUGACGCAUGUCAGUUGUUUCAAGGAGCUCGCCGUGAGAGGGAGCGUCAUGUUAGGAGGUUCGUUUAAGAUACGUUGAAUUAAUAUGGCGGUCGUGUUCCAUGUGUGUUUUUUCAUAUUGUGCGUGUUUACGUCAUUGAUAACAGGUUAUGAGCAUAUGGUUGAGAUCAGGCCACCUCAGUUGAUUCCAGAAUCGUCAGGCUCAAAAGAAAUCAGUUCUGGGGAUGAUUUCGAGCUAGUGUGCCAAAGUGAUAGACCUAUACACUGGUUUUAUCCCCAGCUUGCAAUGGACAUUGAAGAGGAUGAAUCAUAUGGUCCCUCGUCACAAAUCAGCAUUUCCAACGCUGUAACAAACACCGGAGAAUACCAUUCUGUACUGAAAGUGACAAAUGCCAUUUUCUUAGAUACUGGCUUCUACUAUUGUGUUGUAAAUGGAACCACAGAUUUGAAAAAUGCUCUGGAAAAUGUGACACACGUGUAUGUAUAUGUCAGAGAUUUAAUAAAUUUGUUGGUGAAGGAUGGGAAUUUUGUAAUAGAGACUGUCUCACAGCACCAGCCAGCAGUUAUCCCAUGCCGGCCUACAUCCUUAGAUGUAAAUGUCACCUUGUGGAAGGAUGGUACUGAGAUUCAUUUAGGUACCCAUGAAGAAGGUGUUAUGAAUGUGACCUAUGAUCCUACUAUCGGUUUCACUCUGGACCCAAUCAACGUUAUGCACAUGGGUAUCUAUAUGUGUAUUGCCAGUCUGGGGGAGGUAUCAGAAGAACUCCUCUGUCACUUAGAUAUUUUGAAGGGUUCUAGUUUUAUACCAAAGCCUACAAUUAAUGAUACUUACUUGAACCCUGUUGUCGUUGGUGAGAGACUUUACCUUGAAUGCAUAGCUCGAGCAACCCGAGGUAUUAAAUUCACCAUUCAGUGGCAUCUACCUGAAACUGUAAAGAGUGGUCGUGCAAUAUUCAGCGAAUCCAUUCCUUACCAUAACUGUGGGCAAGAUAUAACAUAUCACUGUUCAGUGCGUUCUCUUACAAUUGAGAAUGUCACUCUUGAAGAUAAAGGAAAUUACACAUGUCAGGUGACUGACCACAAUAAGGUCACUAAUAAGGAAACAAAACUUAUAAAAGUUCAUGAGGUUGGUCAGAGUUAUAUUAAUUUGACAGUUGAUGCACUGACUGUUCAAGUUAAAGCUGGUGUAGAUCAUGUUCAGUGGGUCAUAAAUGUGGAUGCUUCACCGAUACCUAGUUACAUAUGGUUUGACAAAUCACAUGAAGAGAUUAAGCCUCAAAAUAGCUUGAAAUAUAAAAUUGAAGAACGUAAAUGGAAGACACAGAUCAUGUUAAUAAUAAACAAGAUAACAAUUCAUGAUGCUGGAACUUAUGAAUUCCGUGCCUAUACAGACAAAGUAGAGAAGAUACUGAAUCUUACACUUGUGGUUACAGAUAAGCCAGCUGUGUCAUUGGAAAGCACUCCCUCAUCUCUGUACCAAUUGAAUAUGACCUACUCAUUACAGUGCAAAAUUGUUGGUUUUCCACAGCCGCAAGUUACAUGGUUCUUCAAUGAUUGUGACUUAAUGCAUGAGUGUGAAGAAAGGAAUUUCAAAGAAAUUCAGGUCACUUACAGCCCUGAGGUAAGUGACAACACAUACAGUGACACAUUGGAAUGGACAGUGAAAACACCGGGUCUUAUUAAAUGCUUUGCAAAUAACUCAGAAGGUAGCAGCAGUGAAACUGUCAGUUUAUUUAUCACAGAUAUCCCUGAAGAUAAAGAUUUCAGUAUCUGGGGUAAGCCAGAAAAAGUGGUGGUUGGGGACAAUUUCACCCUUCACUGUGGAGCAACAAAGUAUAAUUAUACUGAGCCAAUUUUAUGGUUUGAAAAGAGAGAAGGUUAUGACAGUGACCGGCAAGUUCAGAACAACUCAGGUUGUUUUGUGUCCAGGAAUGAUACGGAGUAUUCGUACAGGAUAAGCAUUACCUGGAAAGACAUCCCCGCAAAGAGUGAUGCGGCUUACAUAUGUUAUGCAUCAAGGAAUGAAGAUGGUAUGACAGACGCACGUGUGGAAUAUGUUCAUGUUUAUGAUCCUAUAUCUAUAAGCCUAAUAACCAAUAUGAAUACCUCUGAGGUGAUAAUGGAAAGUGGAAGCAGUCUGGAACUGGUGUGUAUAGCAGAGGGACUGCCAGUCCCAAAAGUGAGGUGGUACAAGGAUGGAAUUCCUAUUGGUGAAGACCCUCGCAUAGAACUGAAAGAUAGAAAUCAAACGCUAUUUAUUCAGUUUGCUAAACUGGAAGAUGAAGGAACAUAUAGGUGUGUGGUCUCAAAUCGCCUUGAAGAGGUCAGCAGAACAACAACACUUCAGUUCAAGGAUAAACCAGGAAUAAAUACUCCUUUGGUAAUUUUUGCUGUACUCGUUCCUGCAGUUUUAGCAGUGUUGAUAAUAUAUCUUUGUAUCAGGAUCCGCGCAGAUAGGAAAUUACGCAGGGAGUUGAACAUAGCAGGACUGGCAAAUUUUGAAAAGGGUGCUUUGGACAGCAUAAACCCUGAACUGUCUGUGGAUGAUCAAGCUGAAUUACUACCAUAUGACAAGAAGUGGGAAUUUCCUAGGGAUAAGCUGAAGUUAGGAAAGCAGUUAGGUGCUGGAGCAUUUGGUGUAGUGCUGAAAGCAGAAGCUUGGGGUAUCGUAGAGGGAGAAAUGAAAACCACAGUUGCUGUGAAGAUGGUCAAGAGAAAUGCGGACCGUACAUACAUUAGAGCCCUUGCAUCAGAACUCAAGAUCAUGGUCCAUCUUGGUAAACAUCUCAAUGUAGUCAAUUUAUUGGGAGCCAGCACCAAAAAUUUGGCCAAGAUGGAGUUGUUAGUCAUAGUGGAAUACUGCCGUUUUGGUAACUUGCAUAAUUAUCUGCUGCGUCAUCGUGAGGACUUUAUUGAUCAACUGGACCCUAAAACUGGGUGGAUAGAUCCAACAAUAGGAGUGGAGCUUCUUUCAAGAAAUGAAUCAAUUAAAAGCAAAUCCAAGGUGAAAUAUGCAGCAUUAUCCUUCUCCAGCAGCAGUGGAGGUGAUAGUCGCUCAGAUGAUAUGGCCGUGGAUUACAGAGCUGCUUGUGUCCAUCCCGGUGACCGAUCUCCAGCAGUAGCAGGUGGUGAUAUCGAAAUGAACCUGAUCUCCAUGACUCCUACAGGUGAGCAGGAUGAGUGCAUGUUAAGUAACAACAGCAUACAACCAGAAUGGAGAUCAAAUUACCGAGGUGACUAUAAGGGCACUACUCGUCCCGUUUGCACUCAUGAUCUGCUGUGUUGGGCAUUUCAAGUGGCAAGAGGCAUGGAUUAUUUGGCUUCCAGAAAGGUUAUGCAUGGAGACUUGGCAGCAAGAAAUAUUCUUCUGGCAGAUGACAACAUUGUGAAGAUCUGUGACUUUGGCUUGGCCAAGAGCAUGUACAAGUCAGACAAUUACCGUAAGAAAGGAGAUGGUCCACUCCCAGUGAAAUGGAUGGCAGUAGAAUCCAUCAGGGAUCGCAUCUUCUCUACUCAGUCUGAUGUGUGGUCAUAUGGCAUUGUACUCUGGGAAUUCUUUUCUCUUGCAAGAACACCCUAUCCAGGCAUGGAAGCAGAUGAAAAACUGUAUAAUAAGUUGGUCAGUGGUUACAGAAUGGAACAGCCACAGUAUGCCCCAGGAGGAAUUUACAAUAUAAUGAUGGAGUGUUGGGAAACCCGUCCCAUCCAAAGGCCAAGUUUUGGUGAACUUGCAGAGAAACUGGGAUGUAUGCUAGAAGAGAGUGUGAGAAGGCAUUAUGUUGAUCUCAAUAAUCCAUAUAUUGAUAUGAAUACUCAAUGGAUGCAAGGACUUCAGAAUGAUUAUCUGAGCAUGAUGAAUUCCCCAUCAUAUGGUAACAUGGUGUCUCCAACAUUGGAUGACAGUGACCAUGAGUAUGUAAACAGCCCACCACAUACAGAAGGAACAUUACUAGAUGGCGGAGAUAUUUCUGGAUACCUGCACAUGAAGAGUCCUGGAUCUGAAGUUAUUUUCAGUCCAAAACGCAAGGAAGGUAAUGUGUUCAACUUCUCACCACAUCUGCAGCAACAGCGGCGACAGCGUAACACUGAGACUGAGAAAGCUCAGGGUAUGGAACAAAAACCAAUGCUGAGCUCAAGCAGAAAUGGCAGUGAGUCUGAUGUUGAGCCAGAUCACCUCAGUGACUCAAAUAGAGGUUCAGACUUCUCAAGCCAAAAGGAAGGAGAUGAACUGAAGAACAGAAGACAAAAUGGCAGUAACAGUUCUGAAAUACCAAGUUUUUCAAAUCCAUGUUAUCAGUCAAUAAUACCAAUUACAUUGUCAUCUGACAAUUAUAUAAAUAUGCCACAGCAGAAAAAGUCAAUGUAUGACAAUAAGAGAAGUCCUACUGAAUCUCAGAAUGAAAAUGAAGAUGGAAACAUUUCAAAUCCAAGUUUAAUGUCCACGACUGAACAUGAGCAAGAUUUAAGCCACAAAACUUCACCCCAUUCAGCAAAACUGGAAGGGGACUUGCACAAUGGAAUGAAGUAUCAGAACACAUUCUUAAAUCCUAAUUACCAAUCACAAAUUAAAACAAAGAAUUCUACUUAUGUAAAUGUUCCCAGACAUGAUCAUAAAACAUCUGAUGCUUCUAGUGGUUUCCAGUCUGAUGCUGAUGAUUGCUUGUUUGUCACUUGAAGGAUCUUCUAAAGAAACUACUUAUGCCUGGUGUAUUUUAAAGAGGUUUUUAUUUUUAAAAGAGACUUGUAUAUAGCUGACUUCUAAAGUGUCUGGUAAACAUGCCAACUACAGUUACGUAGCAUACGGUAUUUUAUGUCUAUUGUUUAGCAUAUACUGAUCAAGAAUUUUAAACUGUAAAUCCAAAUUUUCAUGACAUAAGGACUAUAGACAAUAGUACUCAAUGUUAUUAAUUAAAAAAAUUCGCUUAGUGGGGGGUGGAGUCCAACUGGGUCCACUCGGCACAGUGGCCACU
Molecule: messenger RNA, 4969 nt
Organism: Cryptotermes secundus
Lineage: Eukaryota; Metazoa; Arthropoda; Insecta; Blattodea; Kalotermitidae
Gene: Pvr
Product: vascular endothelial growth factor receptor 1
Exons: 27
Coding region: 85-4674 (1529 amino acids)
Biological process (GO): positive regulation of kinase activity; multicellular organism development; cell surface receptor protein tyrosine kinase signaling pathway
Cellular component (GO): signaling receptor complex
Molecular function (GO): transmembrane receptor protein tyrosine kinase activity; ATP binding
Source: RefSeq, a predicted model, not a curated record